Messenger RNA from Dentiscutata erythropus, 303 nucleotides. The record is from the annotation of a GenBank genome assembly. Lineage: Eukaryota; Fungi; Glomeromycota; Glomeromycetes; Diversisporales; Gigasporaceae.
GGUGUAAUAAAUCAAGCUCAUCGAAACUAUGAACUUCAACAAAUUAAACAAAUGCAUAAUUAUACAAUAACUACUACAUUACACAAAGCUAAUAAAGGUCCAACCCAAGAACCAGAAGUACCAACAAAUGAUAUAAACCAAGACACUGAUAGUGAAGAUGAAUUACAAGUACUAGUUAAUCAAGACUCUGCAAAAAGAAAUAAACACAACUUAGAGAAAGUAUUAAGUUUAUGGGAAUCGAUGCUUGAAGAUGAAAAAUUAAAUGAUGAUUGGGAGAAAGAUACAAUAGACUUAUUAUAUUAA